UGAGGCUCCCUUCCCAACUGAAGAGAAGCGAGGAUAAGGAACUCGCUUGCCCACUUCCAGAGGGGAGGGAAACCCGCGCGUCGCAAGCAUCAGCAGCAGCAAUGGCGUGCGUCGCAGCGCUCUUCGUCGCCUCCCCGGCGCUCCUCCCCUUCCCCUCCGCCGCCUCGUCCGCGACCUCGGCCUCCUGCUCGUGCCGCCUCCGCCCGGCCGUCGUCGCCCGCGCGCCGCGGCACCAGCGCGCCCGCCGCGCGCUCCGUCGCUUCGAUGAGGUGGAGGGGGUGUCGAAGAAGCGGCGCGGCAUUGGAGGAGGAGGUGCAGGAGGGUCGCAGGCGUCGUCGACGCGCAAGGACAAGGGGCUCGCCGUUGACUUCAAGGAGUCGCAGGUUGCUGAUUUUGAUGAUCUUGAAGAGGACAAAUUCCUUAAUGCUGUUGUCAAGGUCUAUUGCACUCAUAUUGCACCCGACUAUGGUCUUCCUUGGCAGAAGCAAAGGCAACAUGCAAGCAGUGGGAGUGCUUUUAUGAUCGGUGAUGGGAAACUCUUGACAAAUGCGCAUUGCGUUGAGCAUGACACCCAGGUCAAAGUGAAGCGAAGGGGAGAUGACAAAAAAUAUAUUGCCAAGGUUUUAGCUAGGGGUAUCGAAUGUGACCUUGCAUUGCUCUCUGUCGAGAAUGAAGAGUUCUGGAAAGGAACAGAGCCACUUCACUUUGGUCGUUUGCCAUGCCUGCAGGAUUCAGUAACUGUUGUGGGAUAUCCUUUUGGUGGAGACACAAUAUCUGUAACAAAAGGCGUUGUAUCACGCAUUGAGGUCACUCCUUAUGCACAUGGGACAUCAGAUCUUCUUGGCAUUCAAAUUGACGCAGCCAUAAAUCCUGGAAACAGUGGUGGGCCAGCCUUUAAUGACGAAGGGGAGUGCAUUGGAGUGGCAUUUCAGGUGUACAGGUCAGAUGAAGCUGAAAAUAUUGGAUAUGUUAUUCCAACUACAGUUGUAUCCCAUUUCUUGAAUGACUAUCAGAAAAAUGGAAAGUACACAGGAUUUCCUUGCUUGGGUGUCUUACUUCAGAAAUUGGAAAACCCGGCAUUGCGUGAGAGCUUAAAAGUACCUUCGAGUGAGGGUGUUCUUGUCCGUCGGGUUGAACCUACUGCUCCAGCAAGCAGUGUUGUGCGAAAGGGAGAUGUAAUAGUAAGCUUUGAUGGUAUCUCAGUAGGAUGUGAAGCAACAGUACCUUUCCGGUCCACAGAGCGAAUUGCUUUCCGCUACCUCACAAGCCAAAAGUAUGCAGGUGAUAUUGCUCAGCUAGGAAUCAUUAGGGAUGGGAAUUCCAUGAAAGUCCAGACUGUUUUGCAGCCAAGAAAACAUUUAGUGCCAUUUCAUGUCGAAGGGGGUCAACCUUCUUAUCUGAUAGUUGCCGGCCUUGUCUUCACACCUUUAACAGAACCAUUUAUAGAGGAGGAGUGCGAAGAUACACUAGGGUUGAAAUUGUUGGCAAAAGCACGUUACUCUCUAGCAACCUUUGAGGGGGAACAAAUUGUUAUUGUAUCACAGGUUUUGGCACACGAGGUCAACAUCGGGUAUGAGCACAUGGGCAAUCAACAAGUCAUGAAACUAAAUGGAACUGUGAUAAAGAACAUCCAUCACCUUGCUCAUCUUGUGGACACCUGCAAAGACAAGUUCUUGACGUUUGAAUUUGAAGAUGACUUCCUGGUUGUUUUGGACCGGGAAGAAGCGGCUGCUGCAUCUUCAGAUAUUCUCAAGGAACAUGCGAUUCCUUCUGUACGGUCAUCUGAUCUAUCAGAGCUGUAUGUCGAUACAAAGGAUGAGAUCCAAAAAACAAGCGAAGAUUUUGGUGAAAGUCCUGUCACAAACUUUGAAAUGGGAAUUGAUUGUCUCCUGUGGGCAUGAACAACCUUUUCUUUUGUGGAUGAGCAACUGAGAAUGAAAUUUCAGUUGAAGCAGCAAUAAGGAUGGUGAAAUGCAAGCAUCUCGACCACGACGGCAAGAGCAUUCCCCCAUUGUGUGUACUUACACUGUUGUGGCAAAGCCGGCCAUGUUGUAUGUUAGCGUAGACAGAAUUCAGAGUUAUGUUGUACACUAGGAACCAUAGAAUGAUUAAUUCAUUUUCAUUUUUAGGGGGUGGGUAAUUGAGAAAGGAUUGUACAAUUUGGCCGUGAGCAAUCAUGUAAACCCUCAGACAUGCAAUAAAUCGUCCAGAAAUUUGUUGGUUUACUCAUAUUUUGUACUACUUCCUCACAGAUAUUGCAGAACAAAGCAUAGCUGCAGGAUGCUAUGAUUGUUUUUGUUAUUGUAACCAAGAGCCUGAUGUUGGUGA
Messenger RNA from Phragmites australis (common reed), 2328 nucleotides. RefSeq names its product protease Do-like 2, chloroplastic. Gene Ontology annotation, biological process: proteolysis. The record is from RefSeq and is a predicted model, not a curated record. Lineage: Eukaryota; Viridiplantae; Streptophyta; Magnoliopsida; Poales; Poaceae. The transcript is spliced from 21 exons. The coding region runs from base 102 to 1901 and encodes 599 amino acids. Gene Ontology annotation, molecular function: protein binding; serine-type endopeptidase activity.